AUGAAAAGGCGGUACGAGAAGCAGAUGAACACGCUGAUAGAGAACGGCUAUGCAGAAGUCGCGCCCACGCCGCCGAAGGGAAAAACGAAGAUUUGGUACUUACCACAUUUUGCAGUUAUGAACCCGCAGAAACCAGAGAAAUUGAGGAUCGUCCACGAUGCGGCCGCAAAGGUGCGAGGAGUCAGCCUGAACGACAUGUUACUGUCCGGGCCGGACCUACUUCGAUCCCUACCAGGAGUGCUGAUGAAGUUCCGGCAAAGAAGAGUGGCGGUGACGGCUGACAUAAAGGACAUGUUUAUGCGGAUCUCAAUAAGGACGGAAGAUCGAGACAUGCAGCGCUUCCUCUGGCGCGGAAAUAGAAGAGAGGGACCCCCUGUCGAGUAUCGCAUGAAGAGUGUAAUAUUCGGCGCUACUUCAUCCCCCUGCACGGCAAUCUUCGUGAAGAAUAGGAACGCCGAACAAUAUAGAGAAGAAUAUCCGGCGGCGGCGGCGGCAAUCAUCAACAAUCACUACGUCGACGACUACUUGGCAAGCUUCGAUACGGAAGAGGAAGCAAUACAAGUCUCCAGUCAAGUGGCCUAUAUACAUAGCCGCGCCAACUACUAUCUACAGAAAUGGGCAUCGAGCUCCAGACUCGUACUAUCAUCAUUGGCGCCCGAGGCGAAAGAAGACAUCGUCAAGCUUGCUCCCGAAAAGAUACUGGGAAUGAUAUGGUACCCAGAGCGCGACACGCUGUCCUUCAAUAUGAAUGAAGCCCGGAUACCCACCGACAUACUACACGGCGAGCGCGUGCCAACGAAGAGGGAAGCGUUACGAACGACGAUGUCACUCUACGACCCGCUGGGAAUCGCCACGCCCGUGACCAUACAAGCGAAGCGCAUCAUUCAGGACACCUGGCGCACCGGAAUAGGAUGGGACGACGCGCUGCCUACCCCCGAAGCAGAAGCAUGGAAAAAAUGGACGGAGCAUGCGCGGCGCCUCUCACAACUAGCCGUACCUCGGUGCUAUGCCUCGCUCACAUGCGCCCGGUUCGUGGAGCUACACACCUUCGUGGACGCAAGCAGCUCUGCCUACGCCGCUGCGGUAUACUGGCGAAUCGUCGACGAGGACGGGAAAAUACACAUCUCGCUCAUCGCCGGCAAAGGGAGAGUGGCGCCUAUCAGCAAGAUGACAUCGAUACCACGACUGGAGCUCCAAGCGGCCGUAAUGGGCUGCCGCCUAGCCCGCACAGCGCAAGAGGAACACGACAUCAAGCCUGCACGUCGUUACUUCUGGAGCGACUCUAGGACCGUCCUAUCAUGGUUGCGAACGGGACCACGAGCCUACAAGCCCUUCGUAGCUCAUCGAGUCGCCGAGAUAGCAGAGGAGACUAAGACAAACGAAUGGCGUUGGGUAUCAACGAGAGACAACCCGGCCGACGACGCUACACGAGGAACGCCGAAAGACUUCGCCUCCGAGCAUCGUUGGUUCCGCGGCCCGCCUUUCCUGUAUCGACCAGAAGACACCUGGCCGGCGGAGGACAUCUCAGAGACUAUUGAACACACAAACGAGGAGAGAGUGCACGCGACGACCGCCGCAGAAAGAACAGGGAAGGCGCUACCCGACAUAACACGUUUUUCAUCGUGGGCAAAACUACUACGUGUCACGGCGCGUGUCCUACAAUUCAUAGAAAAACUAAAGGGAAGAGAAAGGUGUGCCGCCGCUAGAAAACGCACCAAGAAACGUGCGGAGGAAGACCCGACGUGGAAGAAGGUACAGGCGCACAGAGAAACGGGACGAGGCACAGGACACAAACAUGCGCCGAGACAGCAGAGAAAGAUCGUGCCUCUCGCGGCACGAUACUUGCAUCGCGCACGGCAACUAUGGAUACGCGCCGUGCAGGAAGAGGCCUUCAGCGCGGAGCUAGAAGCUAUAAGAAGAAAGAAGCCCCUGCCGGCCGACAGUCGACUCAAGCAACUGUCGAUUAUGAUUGACGAAGAGGGACUAAUACAUCUACGCUCGAGGAUCGCCGCCGCCGCCGACAUCACAACAGAACAACGGGAGCCCGUCAUCCUGGAUGGAGACCACCGAUGGACGCGGCUGUACAUCAAGUGGGUGCACACGCAAUUACACCACGGAGGGUUUGAAACAACGGCAAAUGAGGUGCGACAGCACUACUGGGUGUUGCGCCUCCGCCACACCGUGCGCAACGAACUGAAGAAAUGCCAGUUCUGCCGCAUCCGUCGGGCCACGCCAGCCCAACCAUCGACAGGCAAUCAUCCAAGGAGCCGUCUAGCCCAUCACCAGCGGCCCUUCACCUACACGGGGCUUGACUACUUUGGGCCCAUGACAGUCACCGUGGGUCGCGCACGUCAGAAGAGGUACGGAGUCCUCUUCACCUGCCUAACCACCAGGGCAGUGCACCUGGAACUCGCCGGGAGCCUCAGCACCGACUCUGCAGUAAUGGCACUGCGGCGCUUCAUAGGCCGCCGCGGGUGCCCCACCGAGCUCUGGUCAGACCAGGGUACCAACCUGCGCGGUGCGGACGUCGAGAUGAAGCACGCCGUCGAGGAGGCCAUACAACAAGAAGCCUCCGCUCGCUUCAUCACCUGGAAGUUCAUCCCUCCUAGCGCGCCAUUCAUGGGAGGCGCGUGGGAGAGACUGGUCCGCAGCGUCAAAUCAGCACUAGCCGUGGUGCUGCACGAGCGCGCGCCAAAAGAAGAAGUCCUGACAACGCUACUGGUGGAGGCCGAGCACACCAUCAACAGUCGACCCCUCACACACGUGUCGACAUCACCGGAGGACCCAGAGGCCCUCACUCCGAACCACUUCAUCCUGGGAGGUCCAUCACGGGUGCCGAUGCCAGGCGCCUUCACGGAGGGCGACGACGCCGGCCGCAAAGACUGGAGGAAGAGCCAACGCCUAGCCGACAUGUUCUGGGCGCGAUGGGUACGGGAGUACCUACCUGAACUCCAACACCGGCGGGAGCCCCGAGCCAGCAAGGGUUCCAUCUCCGUGGGCGAUUUAGUAUUGAUCGCUGACGGCACGCUGCCUCGCAACUCGUGGCCGCGAGGUGUCGUCGUGGCUGCCUACCCCGGACCAGACGGCGAGACGAGGGCGGUCGACGUGAGGACAACGAAGGGGAUCCUGCGGCGGCCAACGAAGAAGCUGGUCAUCCUGCCAACAUCGCCACCCGAGGACGGCGAACCGUAG
Molecule: messenger RNA, 3192 nt
Organism: Pectinophora gossypiella (pink bollworm)
Lineage: Eukaryota; Metazoa; Arthropoda; Insecta; Lepidoptera; Gelechiidae
Exons: 1
Coding region: 1-3192 (1063 amino acids)
Biological process (GO): DNA integration
Molecular function (GO): nucleic acid binding
Source: RefSeq, a predicted model, not a curated record